This is a messenger RNA of Acanthosepion pharaonis, 1107 nucleotides long. The record is from the annotation of a GenBank genome assembly. NCBI's taxonomy places the organism in Eukaryota, Metazoa, Mollusca, Cephalopoda, Sepiida, Sepiidae.
AUGCUUUUCCCUUUUCAUUCCUUACAUCUGCCUGCCACAAGUGCAUUUUCCUCAGUGUCCCACCACUUGAUCCAAGAACCAUUUCCUUGUAGUCCCCAUUACACUUUGACACAAUUCUUUCCCUUUUCAUUCCUUACAUCUGCCUGCCACAAGUGUACUUUCCUCAGUGUCCCACCACUUGAUCCAAGCUCCUUUUCUUGUGGUCCCCACCACUUUUGUCACAAUGCUUCCCAUUUUCAUUUCCUUACAUCUGCCUGCCACAAUUGCAUUUUCCUCAGUUCCCCAUCACUUUUGCCACAAUUUUUCCCUUUUCAUUCCUUACAUCUGCCUGCCACAAGUGUACUUUCCUCAGUGUCCCACCACUUGAUCCAAGCUCCUUUUCUUGUGGUCCCUACCACUUUUGUCACAAUGCUUCCCAUUUUAAUUCCUUACAUCUGCCUGCCACAAUUGCAUUUUCCUCAGUUCCCCAUCAUAUUUGACACAAUUCUUUCCCUUUUAAUUCCUUACAUCUGCCUGCCACAAAGUGUACUUUCCUCAGUGUCCCACCACUUGAUCCAAGUACCUUUUUCUUGUGGUCCCUACUGCUUUUGUCACAAUGCUUCCCUUUUAAUUCCUUACAUCUGCCUGCCACAAGUGCAUUUUCCUCAGUUCAACACUUUUGUCACAAGUGCUUCCCUUUUAAUUCCUUACAUCUGCCUGCCACAAAGUGCAUUUUCCUCAGUGUCCCACCACUUGAUCCAAGAACCUUUUCCUUGUAGUCCCCACACUUUUGACACAAUUCUUCCCUUUUCAUUCUUACAUCUGCCUGCCACAAGUGUACUUUCCUCAGUGUCCCACCAUUUUGAUCCAGAACCUUUUUUCCUUGUAGUCCCCACCACUUUUGACACAAUUCUUCCCCUUUUCAUUUCCUUACAUCUGCCUGCCACAAGUGUAUUUUCCUCAGUGUCCCACCACUUGAUCCAAGAACCAUUUCCUUGUAGUCCCCAUCACUUUUUGACACAAUUCUUCCCUUUUCAUUCCUUACAUCUGCCUGCCACAAGUGCAUUUUCCUCAGUGUCCCACCACUUGAUCCAAGAACCUUUUCCUUGUAGUCCCCACCACUUUUGA